AUGACAAGUAUACCAAUAUAUCUAACUCUGUGGGUACUCGUGGUGUUUGUUGGCCCCCCUGAUGAGGAUAUUUUAAUGAUCAAAGUGCGAACAAAACACGGGAAAAGCCAGAAAACGUGAAGUUUGAGAUUUGAUUUACUGAAGAUCAAGAUGUGCAAAUGAGAUAGAAAACCUUUAAGGUUAGUCUUAAGAUGUUGAUGUUUUAUUUGUAAAAAUCCCAAACUUGUAUGUGAAGAUGCUCGUGAGAUAAUUAUUUGAUCCGAUGAAAGAAGUUAAUUUAGAACGUGAUCUUAUUUUACUUCAACUUUGAAAUAAAAUUGCGUUAAGUUCGAGGUGGCCCCCAAGCUUCAAAUCACUUCAGAUAACAUCAUCUUUUCUUUCUCUUUGUAGUCACACUGAACACAAGGCUUUAAAAAAUGUUCCAGCUUCAGGAUUAAGUUGCUCUUACUACAGCCUUCGGCGAAUUCGUUUUUGGGAGGUUGAGGUGGAUUUUCCAAGUCAUGGCUCACAACUGUCUUUGGCCCUUUUGCUCUCCAAGUCUGUUGAACAUGGUAGGUAGGCAUGUGUCUUAGCACCGGUUAUAGUUUGGUUUUCAUCAACACCGGCUUAAGCUUAUUUUUUCCUGAGUUUUAGAGGGAAUUUUUUCAAUUGCCCUUUUGGGCUUCAGGUGCUAAAUGGAGAAAAAACUUCGAUAGAACUUAUUUAUCUCACUCGCCCCCAAAGCCCUCACCACUGUCAGUUAAUUGUUUAUUUAUUUGGCUUUCGGUCAAACUAGUCCAAUUACCCCCCAAAAAAUGCGUGGACUCUUCCUCACGAGCUUAAACAGGUGACGCUUUCUUCAUGUUCAUGUGUUUUACGAUACGAAUGACGUCGGCGUUAUUCUGUCAUGCUUAUUUCUGAAGAAUGCUUCUGCCUUGCAAAAUUAAUUUUAAGUCAAAGUUCAAGACGAAGCUUACAAACUAACUUAAUCGAACUUGCUGUGUUACGACAAAUGGCCAAGUACUCAAUUAUAAUAAUCCUGCUUGUUCUGUUUCUAAUGUCUAAUUGAACCUUUUUCAAAAUUUAUUUCAGCUUUAAAACUGCUAUGUUUGAACCUAGUAAUCCAUUCUUCCAGUCUCACAUAACCAUCCUUUCUAGAUAUUUGACAAAGUGGCUGAUAUUUGCAGAGGAACUGGUCACAAUAAUGCCCCCCUGGAGACCAUGUGUGUGACUUUAAAAAAGACAAAUACUUGUUUGAUUAAAAUAAAGUACCAUUGACUUGUCUGGUGGCACAAUCAAUACAGCUGUAAAUGAUGGAUGCUUAUGAUGGUGUUGCAUGAAGUGGUCUUCAAGGUCUCUCACAGUAAAGAAACCCAGGUCUGAAGUGAUUUCAAGUUUUUUCAAAUGUUUAUCAUUUUUUCCAUGCUAAAGGACUUGUCUGACUUCCAAAUUUGGUUGCUGAACUGGCAGGUUGAAAGAGUCAUAUGACUGAUUUGCUUUUAUCAUGACAUUAGUAUACAUAGGUAUAGUAAUGUUGUCAGGUCUUGUAACUGCGUGGGAAUUUGAAGGGUUCCUUCCAGAAAAUCAAGUGCAGCAUGUACUGCAAUUAGAGUGCAGGCAUUACUACCACUAGGUCUUCCUCCAAUGGAGCACUGGCAAAUGUAUAAGGGCAGUAGCCUCUUAGUUAGGUCAAGAUGUUUGUGCAAUAAUGACAUUUAUGCAAAGAGUGGUCUGAGAAUCUGGUGUUGGUAAUGAAGCUGACUGGUUGUUGCAAGUACUCUGAUUACUCUCAUGCUGGUUUGCUGUGUGCCAUGAACAAGGGCAAUUUGAGCAACUAAUGUCAUCACUGACUGUGCAUGUACCAUUUUCACAGAAAUAACAUUUGACCUGUGCAUUGUUAAGCCUCUUUUACUUUUUUUGUAGAAACUCCUUACACAGUGGACAUGAAGUCGAUCCAUUGAGGCAAAUAUCAUGGAAUGAGUGAAAACAACCAUGCAGAGGGUUCGAUUCUCAUCAUGGCUGUAAAUGUUACAGAGAG
Pocillopora meandrina is the source of this 2017-nucleotide messenger RNA. The record is from the annotation of a GenBank genome assembly. NCBI's taxonomy places the organism in Eukaryota, Metazoa, Cnidaria, Anthozoa, Scleractinia, Pocilloporidae.